This is a messenger RNA of Seriola aureovittata, 11855 nucleotides long. Its product is annotated as phospholipase A and acyltransferase 4-like. The coding region runs from base 11198 to 11767 and encodes 189 amino acids. Gene Ontology annotation, molecular function: A2-type glycerophospholipase activity; glycerophospholipid phospholipase A1 activity. NCBI's taxonomy places the organism in Eukaryota, Metazoa, Chordata, Actinopteri, Carangiformes, Carangidae. The record is from RefSeq and is a predicted model, not a curated record. The transcript has 4 exons. Gene Ontology annotation, cellular component: cytoplasm. Gene Ontology annotation, biological process: N-acylphosphatidylethanolamine metabolic process.
CACUGUACCCUUGCUAAAAUAGACAUCACAGACUUGUAAAUGCCUUUGACUCAUUAACACACACAAGGGUUACGGUUUAUAUUUUCAGUACUUUAAUAUUUCAUGAGUCAGUCCAUUUAGUCUACACUCUCCAUUAACUGUUAAAGUUUAACACUACUUGCAAGCUGGACAGAGCAUCACAGGGAAAUUUAAAUUUGCAUCAAAAUCUUAAAGAAAUCACAAUGAUGGUCGUGACACCCAGAUCCUUUGAAAUAAAUGUAAUACGUAAUAUUAAAUUGGUGUUGUAAUACAUUUUGCAGACAACAUAUUUAAUGUAGACAUUAUAUCACACUCAUACAUUUACACAAUAGUGCAAAUUUUGGUUAAUUAAUAAAUAUAAAAAUUAUAAACUGUAUAUUAAAAAAAAAAACCUAAAACAAAAAAAAACGAUAUAGUAUAACAAGUUACGUUAAUUGUUUACUUUUCAGUAUUUGGCCAAAAAGUUACCGUGUCAGAAAUCCAAGGAGUUUCAUAGAAAGAAAGAAAAUUUUGCUGUUAACACUGUGUCCUGUAGGUGAUGCUGGUGUUUCACUGUGUGUAAGAGACUGAAAGUGUACAAUGACCGCCGGAGAGUGACUGACAUCAAUCCCACAAACACACUCAAAUAUACAGGCUAGCAAUGUAAAUGGUUUAAAAAAAAAAAAAAAAAACCCAAAGACUGAUGAACAUCUGCACAAAGACUGAAAUAAUACAAUGAUUACACUCAUAUGUUUAUAAACCUUUAAAAAAAAAAGGAGACCACCUUUGCACUCUGAGUUUUCAUGCCUGUUCCAGCAUGUUUGUGAAUAUGCUUCAAUGUGUGCGUCUGUGCUUCUAAGCUUAUGCUGGACUGUGACCAGGUCUGAAGAACAUCCACUCAUGCAUGUAAAACAUGUGUUUUUUGUAUCAUGCCUGUGCACAUACGUGUGUGUACAUACGAGAGUGUGUGACCUUUAACCUCUCCUCUCUUCAUACCAUCUCUUUCUGCAGACACAAAUGAACCUGAUCAAUCGCUCCUCUUAUUCUCAAUCCGCCCAAUUAUCCCUCGUUUAUCCUCCUAUUAUUUCCACUUCUACUCCAAACCUCUCUCUCUCUCUCUCCCUCUCCUUCCCAAUUACCAUUCCAUGUAGGGAGCAAUGCUUGCUGGGUAAUGAGGGACUCUGGGCGUACCAAUCUUAUCUUAAUAGCCUUAAAGGGCCACUCAUUAACACAAACACUCACUCUGUCUUUCGUGCUUGCGCGCACGCACAUACACACACACACACACACACACACACACACACACACACACAUCUGUCCACGCACAUCAUGACAUAGAGAGAGAUGGAGUGACAGAAAGAGGGAAUGAGCGAGGAACUUGAUGGAAGCAGUAGGAGAGAGAGAGGGAGAGAAUGAGACAGGAGAGAGGAAGGGGAUGGUGGGAGAGAAGCAAUGAGGAGAGGGUGAGGCACGCCGGGGGAAGAGGAGGAAUGAGGGGGGAGUCUGGUAAAUGUCAGCGGUGUGUCUCCUGGGCCUGAGAGACGAGUUAGUGACAGGAGAACAAUGGCCGCUGGAUCCAUUCAGAAACACAGCUGCUAUGAGUGCAUGCCUGGAUCUGUCGUCUGUUUAGCCAUCAACCAGCACUUGUAAAGGCAGAACUAAACACAUACACACACACUGAUACAAAAAUGCAUUCCUGGUACACAUCCAGCCACACACAAUUGUGCAUCCGGACACACAAGGUAAGCCCUGGAUGUUAUAGGGGAUCAGUCGCGAUGUGGAUGGCUUAGUCAGGGCUGUCAGUCAGUAACAGCCCCUGCAGACUCAUGUAAACUGGCCAGUUGAACAUAAGUCCUGCAUACUCAUAUCUUCUCUGCCACUGCUUCUUUUCUUCCCUCUGUCACCAAAGGAUAAAGCGGGCAAUAGUCUAUAUUUUCAUUACUGUCAACAAAACUGUGAGGGGGACCAAAAACAACAAGGAAUUCAUCUGACUAGUAAGUCACGAGGCCCGAUAUGGUUCAUUCCUUCCUUUGUCCAAAAACUAUUAAAAAUGCAUAAAUUACAUGUUUAAGGGUGAUACAUUCAGGACAGAAAAGUCAGACAGUACACUGAGACAGUCUAACAUAUUGUUGGCUUCAAUCUUUUCAUGGGAUUUGUUGACUAAGAGAAAUAUUGAACAACUCUAGCCUAACCUUUUAAUCCAGGUAACUGCCUCCUCUUUACAUGUAUAUCUAUGUAUAAAAUGUUUAACCUCUCCUCAUUCCUUCUGUUGUAUCUAGUUGCUCAUGUCUAACACUGUAUUUGCAGCAGAAUUGCAGAGGGUUUCAUUUUAUUCCCUCACAGAGCUGCAGAAGUAAACCUGUGUUUUGUUUUGGUUUUUUUUUAUUUUUUAUUUUGGCACCUGAACUCUGUGUUGGAUACCUCCCACUUCAUUCUCUCCUGGACAGUAGCUAGAUCACUUAUCGACUCAACCAGGCUUAUAACGCCAAGCUAUUACCUCUGUCUCUAACUCUCUCACACACACAAACAGUCAUAAAGCAGGUCUGUGAUCUAGCUGCGGGCCUCCGCACCCCCAGGGCUUCAUUUAGGAGUUGUCAGAAAUCACUUUACUCACAGAAGACAGUAAGCACUAUUGGCAUAUUCUUCUGUCUGCAGAGCAAAUGCAACCCUACCCGACCCCUCCCAACUUUACACUCACCAAGACACUAAAAGAGACACAUCUCUAUCAGUGUAUGCUUAUUGCUCUCAUUGGGUAAUUCUCUGUGACAGUGGGAUAUGAACAAAAGUAUGUCUGUCUUUGUCUUAUUUGCAUAGCGCGUUUGAUUUGGGCAGUUUGUCUGUUGGGGUCUCUGUGUGUACCAAAGGCUGAAAGGUUCCAUUGUGCUGAUGAAGUGUUUGCUUUAGAGAUAAGGAGGCACAGAUGAGACAUCGAUCAGCACUCAUUAAACACCUUCAACUGUGGUGACCCACACUAGCACACAAACACAAACACAGAGCCUCACAUUCACAUGCACACACUCACCUACAUGCACAGGUACAAGAUGACAAACAGAAAAAUGUAUUGAAGCUCUGAAUGUAUUUGAUCUCAUUCUAGCCUCGCAUACAUCGGUCACCUGCCAUGUGAGUGGCUCUCAAAGCUUGUAUUGACAGCUGACUUAAAAUGCUUGUUGUCAGUAGACUUAUCCAUUAAGCUGUGACACUGCUCUCUCUCCAUAUAGACACGCCGACUGGCCAGGGCCUUAAGCAGUGAUUAUGGUGUUGGGCAGUGGGAGCUGGGGGCUGUACUGUCAUUAGUCUGGUUAAUCAGAGCCUUGCUCCAGGUUAAGCUCCGCAGCCUCAAGAGACAGGCUGAUGAGCUGAGAGCCGUGCCCAGCCUACAGUUCUCGGGUCUGGGCUCCAGCGGCUCCCCUGGCCCCUGCCUGCUCCAGCCAGUAAUCUAUAACUCUCCCCUGGAGCACAGCGCGGAGGCUCAGCCUCCUGGACAACACUGACACAUGAUGCAUGGUAAUGAGACACACACAGAAUGACACACUGUCACACACACCUGUUCGCACAUACCCACACUUCCCACUGAUGCAGUGUUAGCAAUCAUCACUGAGUUUUUGCGAGUUUGCUCUGCUCUUCUUCCAAGAGCGGUGUAUUAUGCUCAAUAGCACUCCAAAAACAAGCGAGUCCCUCUGAGUCGUACCAGUUAGCUGUGACCUUGACUUAAUGACCAAUGUGAUUCGACAUCUAAAUGCUUAACUACCCCUGUCUGUGGAGCACAGUAACAACCAGCUCAGCAGAAUGAGUGUAUAAUGACCACAGGGACUGUUGGGUUUUCAAACAAGAACUACCCAGACACACACACUCAUACACAAACAAAUUCCCACGAGGGCACAAGGGGCCUCAGCUCCGCAGGGACCCUCCAGAGAGGUGUAUCUGAUCCAGGCCUGCCAUUGGCCAGCCUCCUCUAACCCAGCGUCCCCUGUGAGCUCAUUAGCCCCAAUCAUAACCACUUCCCUAUGUCUACUUUACACGCUCCAUCCAUUGCCAUCCUGCCACACACAAAUUACACCCUCCAUCAGGAUUGGAUGGAUAGCGUGUGUCUGUGACUGUAGGAAUACAUGUGUGUUUAAAGGACAAGGAAGGUCGGAGAGCCCCGUGAGCCCCCAACAUUUCCCAGUGGACUUUGCAGACCCUACUAGAGCAGAGAGGAGUGGGCGGGAGGAGACAGGAGAGGAGACAACUGGAGGUGAGAAGUAGGCAGAAGGAGGUUAAGAAGUGUGUUUUCAGGUGAUGAAGUGGGUGACCAGGUUUCAGUUCAGGGCCCCUACACUGCUCUUUUGUGCUGUGUGACCCAGAUGGGCGGCAAGGGAGAAAAAUAGGAAGGAGGGGGAGGCUGAGAGAAAUAAAGAAAAAGGCUUUUCAUAUAACAAAUUAGAGUAGGCUGCAGACACAGGAAGGACCCCAGAGAACCACAGAAUGGGAUGAGACAACAAAGAGCCCCAUCAUCAAUUUAGUGAAUAGAUCUGUCUAUCUAUCCCUUUUAUCUCCCUCCGCUCUUUUUUUUUCCACCAUCUCUUCCUCUCUUAAUCAGCCUCUCAUUGUGCCAUUAGCUGAACCUGUAGUCUUAAUCAGAGGCUUGGCAACAGACAUCAUAGCUAUCCAUUGCCCUUCUCACACACCUCCACACACGCGCACAAACACUAAAUAAACACAUUUUAAUGCGACACCAAUCAUGUCAUCUCCUCAAUGAGCCCGUCCUCCCCUCCCUCUUGUAGCCCACAACCCAAACAUAACACAUGGGACGCCCAUCUCUCCCAUCCAUCAGUCAGGCAACACACUGCUGGUCUAAAAGUGUGUGUGUAUGUGUGUGUGUGUGUGUGAGUGUGUGUGUGUGUGUGUGUGUCCUGAGGGAAAGGAGAAUGAUUUUAACUCAGUAACCUGAAUCACCUCCUAUCCCAAAUCUUUGCAUGAAUACUGUAUACACACUCACACACACACACUCUCUUUCUCUCUCUCUCUCUCUCUUAUGCAUGUCAGUGAGUGUGUAUUGAUAAUGGCCAUUAGCAUAUUUAUGAUCAUUGCCAGCCUCUUAUUGUUUGCUUGCUCCAUUAAUCUUCAUCUGCUGCCUGCCGACUGACAGCUCAAUCUAACAGGCCAUCACUGGGCACUGGGCACACACACACACACACACACACGCACACACACUAAGAAUGCAUGGUUGUACAUAAAGCAUACUUGUAUCAACAAUCGAGGGGGGCAUUGUCUCACACAUGCAGACACACAUUCAGGAAGACAGCGUGAUUGACAUUCACCCCUGUGAGUGUAAUCACCGGAGGUUAUCCUCCCCAGCUGUGUGAGAAUCUGCUUCAGCUCCUCCUGCUCAGCGCUGCGGUGUCAUACCCGCAAGCGAGUGUGAGUUCCUUCUGGGCCAUAGGUGGGCUGUGGUUCCCCUUGAUCAGGGUGUACCAAGCCAGCCUCCCUCUUUACAUCUGCCUGCACACACCCGCUCCACAAAUGCACCACUGUGUAUCUCAACCCUCGCCCCUCAUCAUUAAAGAAAGCUUUCGGUGUUUUCUCUCAGCCAGUCCCCAUCAGCUGUACGCCAAAUGUACCCCUCAGGCCAGCGUCUGUAAAGCCACAAACGCUCCCCUUCAUCUGUGGGUGAAAAGCGUAAAAAUCUGAAAAUGCAGCAGGUAAGAGUGCUGAAGAAAACCCAGGGAGCUAAAAUGUGGUUUACUUGCGUGUGUGUGUGUGUGUGUGUGUGUGUGUGUGUGUGUGUGUGGGUGCAUUAAGAUGUGAUGACAGCAUGUGCAUGCGCAAGUGAGCUCUCCUGUAAUGUUCGCUCAAAUGUUAAUGUGUUUGUUUAAAGCCAGUAUGACUGACUCACAGCCGAUUACUGGGUGAAUGAGCGCUGGAAGCGAGCCAAGUUCAAUGGGCGGUCUGUUCUCCUGUUGCCUCUUCCUUUCUCUUCCCUCUCCUCACUCCCUCCCCCUCUUCUUCCUCCUCCUGAAUCACCCUGCUGCUCCAGGAAGAACAACCAGGGAGCCAGGAUAUCUGUGUGUGUUUGUGUGUGUUCAGAUGUAGGCUUAUCUGGGACAUAAAUUUAACAUUGCAGAUGAAUUCAAGCAGAAAUUUCAUGAUAUGAUUACCAAAUUCACUUCUAUGCUAGACCUGAUUUAUAGCUCACAACUAACAUUACUGAAUAUAUUUAAGGUAUAUUCAGCAUCUUGACCUGGGAUAGUUUGGGUUAUACCAACACAGAAGCUGAGCGAUGGACAUCUGUGGACAGAUUCAGCUGCAAAAAAAUGCUUUUUUUUCUGGGAGAAGAGCUCCAGCAUUUUGCUGCCAAGUUGAAAGAUCCAAGCUUCCUCAGAAAGUGCUCAUCUCCGUCUUGUACACUGCGUCAAUGUUGGUCCUACUCCAGUCUGCUGUUAAAGUGGACUACCAAUAGUGCUUCACAACUUCAGCCUGAUUAUGAUAAUGGUCGUGGUUGUAGUUUUCCUCCUUAAGUCGACCAUCAUCACCUUGGUCUUGUCCACAUAUAGGAGCAGAUGAUUCCUGCUGCAGCACACCACAAAGUUAUUUACCAGUUACCUGACUCCAACUCCUGGCCAUCUCUAAAAUUGCCCCCCCACCACAGAAUCAUCAGAGGACCUCUGAUUGAGAGUUACACUGGAGGUGAACAGAGUGAGCAGAAAUGGAGACAGGACACUCCCCUGUGGCACUCCUGUGUUACUAACCACCACAUCAGACAGGGAGGUCCUUGGCCGAACAAACUGGGGCCUAUCUGGCAGAUAGUGAGAGAUCCAGGAGACAGUAGACCUGCUGACAUCCAUCCUGAGCAGCUUCGCGCAAGACAGAACUGGUUGGCUGGCAUUUAAAGCACUGGAAAAAUUGAAAAAUAUGAUUCUCACAGUGCGGCCACCCGGUACAACCCAGGUAAGAGCAAACACGCUGAAGCACGUAGAUAUCAACAUCAACAUCGUCCGCCCCCUCAUUAGGCUUGUAGGGUCCAGAGAAGAUUUGAUCUGCGGUCCGAGGUGAGCCAGAACGAGUCUCUCCAGUACCUUAAUGACAUGUAACUUUAGGGCAACUGGUCUGAAAUCAUUGGGGCCAGAUGGGGUGGCCUUUUUGGGUACUGGCAUCAAGGAGGAUUUCUUCCAUAGCUCCGGUAUCGUUCUCAGGAGUGAAGAUGUGUCCUUCUAGGCUGCCACCCUGCUGACGGUCUUUGAUGUUGAAGCCUGCCCAUCAUCACGUCCUUGAUGUUGUUCUGCUGGAGUUUAUCCUCCAGCUUCUGUCCUUAAUAACACGCGCUACGUGAAGAAGUAGUUUGUUUAGUAUGUCUGUGGUGUGGUUUAAACACGCAUGCCACAGAAGAGAUUAUCUUCAUUACAAAACAACAGGGGAGGGUUUGAGGUACCAACUGUGGAGUGGAUUUAUAAUGCUACAAGCUCGUUUUAAGCUAUGAAAUUGUACAAACAUUCCUGCUUUGUGUUUUCUGGUAUUAAUGCUAAUACACCCAGAUGUUUUUCUGUUGUAAAUGAGAACAGCAGUAAAGGAUCCGAAGUUGGGAAGAAUCAAAUAAUAUUCACAACACCAGUGUGUGUGUGUGUAGUCUCAGUCUAAACAAUAAACGUCGGAGGCACAUCCCUGAUUUGUGGAAACUUUGGUGACUAUUUAAUCUUAUCAAUGAGUUAAAUAUUCUAUUAUGAGAACAGAGUGUAACCCACUUUUGUUUUUUCUUCCUGUUAUCUUGUGUUGUUUCUUAUCUUCUUAUAUGGACCGCCUCAAUACUGAUGGACAUUUCCUCAUAACUUUUCAUCUGAAACAAGACUGCUAACAUUUUUAUUGAUAAACCUAGCGUGAAUUAAGUGAUGUCUGAUGCAUGAAAUCUAUGGACUCAUUUAUCUUUAAGCUGUAAGAUGGUUUAAACCAGAAAACACAGGGUAGAACAAGUCGUAAUGCUUCUCUUUCCUGCACCAUAAAGCUAUUUUUAUAGAGGCUAUCUAUAAUAUUCCACUAUCAGAGAUUAUAGAAGUUUUAUUGUGAUCUCCCACAGAGAGAUGAGUUUUAUGUAGCUUUAGUAAAUCAUUCCUUUCCUCUGUGAAACCAGCUCCAAUGACUGUUUGCCAGUGUGAGUAGAAGAGUUGUGCAGUGUUAACAUUUAUGAGGUGUAAGCUAAUAUAUUUGAAUAGUUUAUGGAAGUAGUAAAGUGUGAAAUACAUAAUUUGCUAACAUGUACCAUGUAAAACAGCUCUUAAAGAUGAGCUGUGAAUACAAAUGCUGAUUUCCUAUUGUUUAAGCAUAUUCUAUCAUUCAUGACCAGAAAGGCUCUUUCUCCCCUCUGUACGCCCGCUCACAGUAAAACCCCUCCUGUCAUCUGUACAGAAUGUGACAACAUUUGGAGCGAGAGGGAUGGUCAGAUAUAUGCGUAUUUAUGUCUCUAUACAUCAGAGAAAGCUGAAGAUUGUAAUCUUAAAGCUUUGGUUUUGAAACGUUUUUGAAGCUGCCAUAUAUCGAGUCUAUAACUGCACAGCUCACUUACAUCACGUAUCUAGUGUACAGAAUUAUAAAUACAUUAUAUAUCAUACAACUGCACUAACACAAACUCAUCUGAAGGUCCAUAUUUUCACAAAUAUUCCAUGUUUUUUCUAAAUCUUUAUAUUUAGUUCAGUGAUUUUCUUCCCUAAUUCAUUCAUUAAUUCUGAUGAUUUUUAUAGGCCUAUUUUGUAUUCAUUGUGAUGGAUAUAUUUCAUUUGUAAAGUCACAUGACUAAUUCAUGACAAAUUGUCAGUAACCUCUUGGUAUAUUAGAGCAUUUAAUAUAUCAUUUAUUAUAAUGUUUAUUAUUAAUUAGUCUUAUUCUCGCUCUGCAGCGUCUGGCACUAAAUGUAACUGAAAAAUGUUCAAUGUUCAAAAUGAGAGAAAGGAUUUUGUCCCCAUUUGGUUUGUAUCAGUUUUGCUAAAAUGUUACAAGAAUCUCAGCAAUAAUUUAAGAAAAUACACAAACAUUUUGCUAUAAUGACUUCUAUCAAUCUUAGCUCUUCAUUACCAAGUUCAUUUCAUGUUAACCUGCAUAACAAACAGUGUAUAGUGCGCACUAAAAACCAUCCAGUUCUUGCACUGCAGUUACAUUUCAUGUAUAUUUCUGUGUUUUCAAGGCAAUGAGUCCAUGACCCGGUUACUGGUACAGGAAGAAGAGUUCAGAUUGAUGUAUUAACACGAACUGUGUUUCUCUCAUCAUCAGCUUCAUUUAGCUCAUGAUUAACUCCCAAUCACGAGGCAUGAUUAAAAGUCGGAGUAAAAAUAUUCCAUACAUAUUUAAUAUUCCACUAACAAGGAAACCAGCUCCCAAACUGCCAACAAAAUAGAUAUACACCCAUAACACACACACACUCCCACAUACAUCUCUCCUUUCCUUGCCUGAAAACACACACCUAAACAUUUUGCGGCUAUCUCCCCCACACCCCGGUGCUGGCUAGGUGGAAUUAGAAAACCAACCCCGCGGUCUCAUUAAUUAAUUAAACACCAUGUGCCAGUGGCACCUGGGUACCGGUUAUCACUGCCACUCAGACACACCGUGAUCUCAAUAACCACCCCACCACAGGGCACUGAGAGAGCAGGGAGGUGGGGGUGGAGAGGACAGAAGGGACAUCGAUUUUUCUUUCACAACUUUGAGGUAAAGACAAGAAGAGAGAAAAGGGAGACUUCAGACAUCAUCUUUCUGUGUAGGUAGCAAAGUGGGACACAUUCACUCUGAACUAAUACAGAGGAGCCUGGUGAGUGUUUACUGCUGUGUGUUUUUGUGUGUGUGUCUUUGUCGCCCUUACAGGCUCCACGGGACCCUUUUAUCAUCUGGCCUAGAAGGGGCCCUAAAUCACUGCAGGACCGCCCUCCUCAUCAUCUCCUCUUAAUACUUUUGCAUGUGGAAACACUGCAGAAACACACACACACACACACACAAACAUAUAUACACAUCUGCUUUUAUUCUUGCUCUAUUAGCAUUUUGCAUUCUUAAAGCCGUCUAUAAAUAAGUAGUGUGGUUCAUAUUCUUAAUUUUUUCCCAAUUUUUACUCAAAACAUAUUCACUGUAUAUUGUGUGCUGUGGAGACAACACGUUUUGACUAGUGUAAUUUAAUAAUUUACCCAACAUAAAGGCUGUCGAAAGCCAAAAACCAAAAGCUCAGGUAUUUGCCAUGUAAUCUAUAAUUACUUUAUAAAAAAAUAAGUUAAAUAUGAAAAUCACACAUAGGCUCAUUAGUUUAAAACAAGGACAAUAUGGAUUUCCUAUGGUCAUGAAAAAAGCACUGCAUCUGGCACAUUUCCUCUAUCCACAGAGCUAAGUCACUAAUGCUACACUCGCAUAUUGUCUUCAAUUAUGUUUUAUGCACUACUACCAACUUUUACCAUGUUUCAUGUCUUAUAUUGUACAUAAAACAUAUAUAGGUGCUCACAAGGCAAAUUUCUAAAAACUACCCUAAAAUGUCAAUAAGUAUCUCAUAAUGAAUCUUAUUUAUUUACGGGGUAGAUUAGCAACAAUUAAUCUGUGUCUGCUAUUGAAUGGCCAAACAGUGACCGAUCAAACAACCAACAACAAAACAAAUCACAGUCACAGUUUUAAGUAUAGAGCUGGGAUUUUCAACCUAGACCGAAUAUUAAAUAAAAACUUUUUUUUUUUUAUUCUAUUUUCACACAUAAGAAAAUAUGAAGCUCACAUACAUAAAUUGACAUAUCUCUGUGAUAUUCCAAACCUGAUUAUCUAUUUUAAAUGAAACCAAGGCCAUCGACACUAAUUGGACCUAUAGGGACAAAUAAUUUGCAGUUUUGAAAAACAAGCUGUAUUACUGCUGGUUUCUUUGCGUUUCAGCUUUUGAAAUUGACUCAGAUUAUUCAGAAAUGUCUGAAUCAAUAUGAGAUGUGGGAAUUGAAAACUAAGUGCAGGUGAGCCACACAUUUUAAACAAACUGAGACAAAUGACAGAAACAAAUAUUUCUGAAUAUGAAAUAUGAUUGAGGCUCAUAGUGUCUGACAGCAUAUUACAGCAUAUAUUAGAUUAAUAGGUAACAUAUUAGGUUGCCUAUCAUCCUGAAACAGUUACAGUCAAGGCUAUCUGUGACUGCACUUGUGACGGCAUUUUACACAACCUGAUUACGGCGUCUUAAUAUUUCAAAAACACACUUUAGUCUGUCUGUUGACUCCAGCUCACAGCAACAAUGGAUCUUUUGGGAAACUGGAACAGCAUUUUUCCCCAAAUGACACGACAACAGAUUGAUCAGAGUGUGUCCACAGCAGAGAUUGGAGACCUGAUUGAGUUUGUGAACCCAUUACUGGGAUUGUCUCUUUGGGGUGUUUAUGUUGGAGAAGGCCAUGUUAUCCAUUUUGGGGUAGGAGAUGAAAACAUGACACAGAAAGCCUGCCGCAGCUUCAUUCAACAAAUGGUUCCAAAGUCGAAUGGUGAUCGUGUUCUGAAGAAGACCAAAGUCUGCAAGCAGUGCAUUACGGAUAUCAAAGUGCCUCCAGCAACUCGAAUCAGGGUCAACAACAACAACCACAACCUGGUUCCAUCACCACUGGAGAUGAUGACACAUCGCUGUGAGACUUUUCUCCACCAGGAGUUCAAGUACGACCUCAUGAACUUCAACAGUGAGCAUUUCGCCACGUUUGUUCGACAUGGCUACGCAGUGUGCAACCAGAUUCCCUUUAAGAAAAAGAAUGAAGCGCAUACAGAUACAACUGAAACUCUGCAAAUGAUAAUGCAGCAACGGAUGGAGACAGAAACUUGAGAUCCUCUGUGGUGCCUCUCAUGCACCUCUGUAACACUAACUUAGUUAAUGAGGAAAAUAAAAAAAAAUCCCUCACUGCUACUUUGAG